AUGUAUUCCAAAUUAUUUAUUGUUGGGGUAUUUGUGCCUGUGUGUUUUCUAGUUUGCAGUGAGGCACCGUUUAUUAAGCAAACAAAUGUAAUUUGUAAGUCCCACAACAAGUCGUGGGUCGUUUUUCAUUACUGUCGACUAAAGGCGUAUUCACGAAACAAGACUAGCUUGAAUUUAAAUCUAACACUUACAGAGCCAGCAUACAACAUUGAUCUUAAAGUGAAGAUUAUGAAAAGGGCUAAUGGCUACAAGCCAUUUCUGUAUGAUUUCACCAUCGAUCUCUGUCAGUUUAUGAGAAAACGAAAUCAUCCUGUGUUGAGAAUCAUCAUGGAUAUGAUUAAGCACGUAUCCACACUGAAUCAUACCUGUCCUUAUGUGGGCUUGGUGUCGGUUAGCGAUUUCCAUGAAGUUUAUAUUCCAGUUCCAUGGCCAACUGGAGACUACUUAGUGAUAUUAGCUUAUAUGUUUGAUGGUAAGCCGCAGGUUACCACAAAACACUAUUUUCUAUUUAAGGAAGAUUACUAG
Messenger RNA from Drosophila subpulchrella, 525 nucleotides. RefSeq lists its product as uncharacterized. NCBI's taxonomy places the organism in Eukaryota, Metazoa, Arthropoda, Insecta, Diptera, Drosophilidae. Bases 1 to 525 code for a protein of 174 amino acids. The record is from RefSeq and is a predicted model, not a curated record. The transcript has 3 exons.